GCCUACAUGGCGGCCAUGUUAGGGAGGUAUACGUGCCAAUAGACGGCAGUGCAUGGACACUGCCAUUAAGUCGCAACUUGCUCAUUUCUCGACCGAGUGUUAUUGUUUUUUUCUUUCAAUGCCUAAGCGUAUGUUAUCAAUACAAAACAUUUUUUGGGGGAAAAAAAGCACACCAUUUUUUUUUUGAAUUGUGUGAAUGGGGCUCCCAGUUCCUUUGUCGUAUAUGUACGACGUAUCACACAACCGCAUGCAGCACAGCGAACCAGCAUGCUUGGUCUUUUGCUUUUUCUUGCAGUCUACACACAUAGGAAAUACGCUGACGACUUUGACCUUCCUUGCGUAAGGUCGCCGUCGGCACGGAGUUUAAAAUGGGCGUGGCGUAACUAGACGCAGCAGUUGCUUGAAAACGGCGCACGUGCGGAGUCAACGUCUCGCAAUCACAGACAUGGCUGCCAUUGGUAUCUGCGGUGAGUGGAUGUUUCUGUCGUGUGGCACAAAGUUGAUAGCUGCUCACGUCAAGCAGGACAGAAAGCCAUUUGUAUUUGACUGUAGCACUGCUAAGAAAAAGGAAAAUGACCCAAAAGCUGACGACGACAAUAGUCUUGCAGGGGCAACUGGAAGUGACAUAAUACUUGCGUUCACUAUUUCACCAUCCGGAAAAGUGGCGGCACUCACCGAUGACUCCAAACGACUGGUUCUAUUCGAGCGUCAACAUUGUUGGCAGUGUGUCAGCACCAGGUGGUUGGCGAGGAGGGGCACGUCCUUGGCGUUUACCAGGGGGGAAGAUGAGGUUCUUGUGGCUGACAAAUCGGGUGAUGUGUACUCCUUCUCGGUGAUGCAACCGGAGAAGGAAGGCGAGCUUAAGAUGGGCCACCUUUCCAUGGUGCUCGCUCUCACGAUGUCACUUGAUGGGAAGUAUAUCAUCACUGCUGAUCGGGAUGAAAAAAUAAGAGUGAGUCACCUUUGUUCUCCGUACAACGUCCAGUCCUUCUGCCUAGGACACAAAGAGUUUGUCAGCUCGCUGUUGGUUCCUUCAGGCGAUCGGCACUGGUUGCUGUCAGGAUCGGGGGACGGCACGAUGAAGCUGUGGGAGUACAAAACCGGCCGGAGGCUCCAAAGCUACGACUUGAAAGACCUCGACGAGACGCACGUCUCUAAAUUGGAGAACGAGAGGGUAACCGUUUGCCACAUGACCGGCUCCCCCGAUGGACGUCACGUAGCCGUGCAGUGUGACGGAGUGUCGACGAUUCGCUUUUUCGCGCUGAAGCGAGAGAACGACGAACAAAAACUCGUGCCGCACAGCAGGCUUUCCCUGCCACGUUGUCCUCUCGACAUGACCUUUGACCCAGAAGGCCGGCUUUGGGUGCUGAUGGAUUCCGACGAGACGCUGCUUCGAAUCUACACGCUUGAACAAAGCACCUGGAAGUGUGAAACUGCGGGCCCUGAACUGAAAAGAGCGACUGCUGCCUUCGAGCCUCACUGGGAGACAAUGGACGUUGCCGCUAAGGCCAGCAGCCGCUUUGAACAUCUGCACAAGGCGACUUUCGAUAACGUGGCCGUGUACAUGGAAAAGAAGCAGCAACGACUGGAGGAGCAACAGCAGCAGCAGAAGAGGAGGAAAAUGGGACCGAAAGGCAAUGGCAAGAAGGCCAGAAAAGUGGUGUGAAAUGCCUGUCGUCAUCUCCACGAACUGAAUUUUGAAUUUAUUUUCCUGCUUCGGAUGACGCGUCAUGAUAAAUGUCAAUCACAUGGCAUCAUUUUAUGUUUUGCACAUUUCUUUGAUAUGCCUCCCACAUGUAUCCAGAUCUAUAAAAAAAAAAAAAAUAAACUUUGCAUUGAAAAGUGCAAAACUACAGCAGAAACGCA
This is a messenger RNA of Phyllopteryx taeniolatus (common seadragon), 1866 nucleotides long. RefSeq names its product WD repeat domain 4 (gene wdr4). The coding region runs from base 446 to 1666 and encodes 406 amino acids. The transcript has a single exon. Lineage: Eukaryota; Metazoa; Chordata; Actinopteri; Syngnathiformes; Syngnathidae. Gene Ontology annotation, molecular function: protein binding; tRNA (guanine(46)-N7)-methyltransferase activity. Gene Ontology annotation, cellular component: cytosol; nucleus; tRNA methyltransferase complex. The record is from RefSeq and is a predicted model, not a curated record. Gene Ontology annotation, biological process: RNA (guanine-N7)-methylation.